AUGUCAAACAUUAAGUAUAUUUACCUUAAAAAAAUACACAAAGUGCCAACGAGUAUUACUAAUUAUUAUAACCUCGUUGAUACCAUCAGGAAUACUUACAAAUAACUGCAAGACAUUUAUCUAUUUGCAAUAAUUAAUCCAUGUAUAUUUUUAAACGCACAAUCGUAGAAAAUCCCGAAGCACUAACAGAAAUCAAUUCGGAUGUCACCUUUCAAUAGUUAAAACUAAUCUAUCAUCAACUAGGAUGGCCGUCCAUUAAAUUGCUAGUAACAGAAAAUAAGAAUUACGAAGAGGCUUUAAAGGAUUCUUGGAAUUUAUUGAAUCAAAGCAUUGUGAUGACUGAGAAGAAGAAUCAAGAUGCUUCAACCUUAACCCAACCUAGUAAACAAGAUCAGGGGCAAUAAAUGGUACCAUUUUUUGACAAUAUGGGGUAACUGCUUUAAAUUAUAAAAAAUAGAACUCAAGUGAAGGUUCAAUAAAUUGAUAAUGGUUAAAAUACGAAUAAAUUUGAUUUUCAAAAUAAUGAAUAAUUACAAUAACUCAUUGAUGAAAUUAUUGAUCAAAAACUAAAAGAAUUAGGUUUAUUAAAGGAUGAGGAUAAAUUUAAUCCAAAUGAUUAUAAAUUUUAGAUUUUUACUAAAAUUCCCAUUUUUACAGCCAUUCCAUAAAAGAAAAUUAAUGUAGAUUUGAAAUUAAAAAAUACUGGUACUAAGAAUUGGAUUAAUCCACAUAUAAUAAAUAAAGAAUUAAACAUCAAUUAGAAAUUUAAGGAUCUUGCUCCAGGUAGCGUUUUCUCAGUUAAAAUUUAAAUCCCAUACAUGGUUCAACAUUUUAUAAAUAAUGCUUAAUAUAAUUAUAUUUUCGAAGUAAAUUAUCAAUCCUAAAAAUAGAUCUGUGUUUAAAAUGAGAAAGGCGUGUAGUAUACAAUAAAUGGGCAAAUUCCAAUAAGAGUGAAGGCUCCAGCCAAAAAUUAAUUGUCGCCUUAGGAAGAGAAGAUCUUUAAAUUAUUGGAACUUUUCCCAUAAAAAGGGGAUGAAUAUAUAGUUAAAUUCGUUGCCGAACAUGGAAAAUAUAAAAAUGCUGAUUAAUUGAUUGAUGAAUUAUUAUAGUAAAAUUUAUGA
Molecule: messenger RNA, 1121 nt
Organism: Paramecium octaurelia
Lineage: Eukaryota; Ciliophora; Oligohymenophorea; Peniculida; Parameciidae
Source: the annotation of a GenBank genome assembly